ACUGAACCUGAAACGGGUCAUCAUCGAAAAUCAUACGUCGUCGGAUCGGAGUUGUGUGAGGAAAAAAUUUGGUCCCGAGAAAAAUAAUGUUUUAACCUGGACGGCCUAGCGCGAGUGCUUUCGUUUCGGAUUUCCCGUGCGCUGACGGUCGAGUGGUACACGUUUCCACACUGGUUCGGUGUCCCUGGACAUCGCCCUGGGCGCAGAUAAUUACGGAAGUUUGGCGGAUGGUGAAAACGCUGUGUGAAGAAAAAAUCUGCUACCUUCUUAUUUGCUAAGAGCAGUGCUGGUGUUACUACUACUUUUUUUCUUUCUCGGUGGCUAACUCCCCGCCCACCUUCCUGCACCUUCUCGUGCAUUUUUGUGACCACUCCGUGCCUGCUCUGGAAUAUUGUUUCGGUGGAAGUGCUGCUUUCGCUAUUCUUUCGGAUGUUUUAAAAAAGGUACUCAGGUGGAAUCCAGCAGUAUCCGGAGCACUAGAGUUAAGUGACGGGGUGUUUCCCUAUAGGGGAAAGAGCUCAUGUGGCCCGUGGGGGAAGGGGAUUACUGAUUCGAUCGGGUGCGUCAUCAUAUUGAUCUUGGUGGACGGAAACCAAAGAAACACCCGGAAUUAUAUACGUGUUCCCUGGAAUUCAGUAUUAGGUACGGAAAUCAAGGGUCUCGUUCCGGAAGAAUUCGUAGAAUAAAAAAUAAACAUCAUCCCUGAGGAAAGAAUCGGUUCAUGAUGGAAAUCUUAUCGACGUCGUCACAGCUCAACGGAGUAACCGGAAUGGUUACUUCGGCUACCGGAGGAACCACAAUGACGAGCAGCAAAAAGAAAGAUAUCGACCCCAAGGAGAAUCUUUGGUCCGCCAUCCUUAGCGAAGUACAAACCCAGAGCAGUACCAAACUCCCGUCGAACAAAUCGGUCCUGGUGCUCGGCGACAAUGCCAGCGGCAAAACCACACUCAUCGCCAAACUGCAGGGCGUCGAAGAUCCGAAGAAGGGUUCCGGCCUCGAGUACGCGUACAUCGAUGUGCGGGACGAGUAUAGAGAUGAUGUCACCCGACUGGGCGUGUGGAUACUGGACGGUGAUCCCGGCCACAACAACCUGUUCAAGUACGCGCUGAACGAAUCGAACUACGCACACACCCUUGUCAUACUCACGCUCUCGAUGACGACGCCUUGGAGCUGGGUGGACCAGCUGCAGCACUGGAUCAAGAUACUGGAGGAUCACAUAGCGGGACUGAAAAUUGAUUCCGAAGAAAAACAGCAGUGCUGCCAGCGGCUGGAAACCGUGUGGCAGAGCUACUGCGACACGAUCGAUGAGCUGGACCCGGGCUCGCCGAUCAAGGCCCGCACCAAUCGCCUCUCGUCGGUGGACGACGACCUGGACGCACUUCCGCUUCCCGAAGGUGUACUAACGACCAAUUUGGGCUUAGAUGUAGUAGUUGUUGUAACGAAAACUGACUAUAUGACCACCCUGGAGAAGGAACUCGACUACCGGGAUGAGCACUUCGACUUUAUGCAACAAUGGAUUCGCCGGUUCUGUCUCGUCUACGGAGCCUCCCUGUUCUAUACCAGCGUCAAGGAGGACAAAAAUUGCGACCUGCUUUACAAAUACCUAACGCAUCGCAUCUACGGGCUGCCGUUCCGGACACCGGCGCUGAUUGUUGAGAAGGAUGCCGUUUUAAUACCCGCCGGCUGGGACAAUAUGAAAAAGAUUAGUAUAUUAUACGAAAAUAUGCAAUCCUGCAAGCCAGACGACUACUACAACGAUAUUAUUGCACAACCGCCUUCGAGAAAGACUGUUUCCAAUCGCGAGAUUGAAAUCCAGACCGAAGAAGAGCAAGCGUUCCUGACACGGCAACUGCAGCUGUUGCAACAGGGUCAAACACCGACCCGCGGUGAGUCCCCGAUGCGUUCCCAGCCGGGUGGAGGCAGUGCCGGGAAACCCUCACCUCGAACGCCCGGCUCGGUCGGUGCCCAGGGUUCGCCCAAGAAGCCACAAGAUGUCAAACCAAAUCUGGGGACGCCCGGUGGCGAAGGUGUGUUGGCCAACUUCUUCAACUCUUUGCUGCAUAAAAAAUCCGGAUCCCCCGGUGGGACCCCCGGUAUGCCGGGAACGGGCGGCUCGCCGCGAACCACGAACGGCGGUGAUCUGGUGGUGUCACCCAGCGACAAGAUUGCAAUGCGAACCGAUGCGGCCAUGGAACUGGACCGCCUGACGCGUAGCGUCAAAAAGGAUCUGGACUUUUCGGCUCAGUCGGACUGUUAAAAUUAUGUGGAUAUGCUACUCCGCCGGGGAAAGAGGGAUCGAGGUAGUUGGAUUUUUCACUAGCUUGUUUUUCUUCUAUGGAAAAACCAAAGCUGUGUUGGUAGAAGGAAAACUUGAAUUCUUUUUUUUCCCCGGGACUUAAAACCAACAAGAAAAGUGGAAACUGGGCACAGAGGGAAGAUGAAGACGUAUUUUGUGAAGCACCUCGUGUGAUAUGGCUUACGUGCUCCGUUAUAUUCUACCGCAAAGCUCUAGUGAUGGCAUGAGAGACGAAAAAUAUUUUUCCUCCUGGAUGUGCGUGUUAAGUUAGUGUGUUAAUGUGCAACCGAAACCAGCAACAUUUUGUUGUGAGCGAGAUAGAGUUGGAGUGCGUAUGCAGGAUUGACAGAUAUUGGACACGUUGCAGCGGUGGAAACAUGCUUAUUGAACCACUUUUAGUAGAUAGGUACAGAGAGAAAGAUACUAGAGAGAUUAAGUUGAAUAGAUGAGGUCUAAUAAAUAAAAAAAACAUUUGAAAGCACUCUUUCUGCACUCGCUUUUGGUAGAAAUUUAUAUUACAAAUGAAUCGAAUUUAUUUUUUAUAUUUUAAAUUCCUUUGCCUGCAUAACCAUCAAAAAGUUUUAUAUUAUUUUUAUAUUUUCAAAUUAUCAAUACCGCUUUCAAACAUAUUCCAUAGAAAUAACAUAAUUUAUUGUCCCAUAGAGCAAUUUUUUGCAAUGCGUCACGCAAAAAGCGCUCGAGAAAAUUAACUUCGUGUUUACUAAAACCGAAGCUACUUACUUGGCAAAAUAAAAAUAAAUUUUUGCCAACAAAAAAAUGCGCUCAAGUUUCCUAACGACUUGGAUGGUUCAUACUUUUUUUCAUUUCCUAAUUGUAGCAUUGCUGUUUCAGAUUCGUGUUACCAAAAUCGCGAGUGGCAGGGAGAGUUUAUAGAAGGUUAAGCAUUAACUCUAUAACAUGCGUAACGCAGAUGAGCGAUAGAGGAAAAUUCAUGAGAAAAAAAAAAAACUUUACUAAUAAUUAAAUUAACUUAUAUCUUAUUGAUAAUAAUUUGCAGCUUAGAGAUGAUAGAUGCGAAAAAUUACAAUAAACGAAGAAUAUAACUUAUAAACAAGCAAACAUUUACCCAUUGUAAUUCCUCAUUGAAACUCUUGGGACAAAUUAGAAGCAAAACGCUUUCAAAGAAGCAAAAGUAAGACAACACACAACACUCAUACAUAACACAAAACAAAACAACUACAUUCACAAGCUACAAUGAAACAAAAAAAAUGUAACUCAACAUAAACUUGCGCGAACAAGCAUAGCGAAUUCAUCAUUUCUAAAAGCGCUUUCCGUGUGUGAGUUGGAAAAACUUUUUUUUUUCUCCAAAAGACAACAGUUUAUUGUGGUUCAUAUCCCAAAUCAACUGCAACCUGUUUACGAAUCGGUGAGCUUUGAAAUAUGACCUUAAAAUUUGAUUAAUCUUGAAUAAUUAUGCUUACACAAAAUAAUGAAAGUCAGGCAAUCAUUUAGAAACAAAAUCUACUUCGAAUAUUUUCAACGAUAUGGGAACAAUUGGAACGAAUAUAUAGUUCGUACCUAAACCAUGCUCUUACGACCACAUGAAGGAAUUCGAUUCGCAUAGGUAGCAGUAGAUUGGGAAAACUCACAAGCCUUUAGUUGUUACAGUUGUUUGAAAAGCCGUGAUAAAAGUCCGGUUUCCACCAUUUUUUCUUAAACAACUCGUUCCGUACUACCACCUGAUGAUUCCUGGGAAGCAGACAAACUGUCAGCAUCAUAUUCUUCGGUUAAAAAAAAAAACAAAUGCAACAGCUUUAUGUCAUUUCAAAACCUUUUGUGUAAGUACUGUGUUCAUCAAGGUAAAAAAACAAGAAAACCAAAAGACAAAAAUGAAAGAGGAAAUAUAGAAAGCAUCAAAUGAACUCUGCUAUAGGAAACCGCAAAAACGUACUCAAAACUAAUCACUAAAUCAUAUGUAUUUACAAAGUUAUCAACGAAUUCGUUAGGUUCUUUACGCUAAUUUUUGUCCAAUGUUAACAAAAAAUUUUCGAGGGUUUAAGUUUUCAAAAACAAAAAAAAACGUGCAGUAUUCACAACCCCCUUUUGUUUUGUUAGAGUUAGUCAAGCUCGAUACUGUCCAGCAUUAUUGGAAAACCAAUCAAUGUUUUAACUUAUAAAGAAACAAUGUUAACGACCUCCAUAUGGAGUGACAGUCGAUUGUUAGACGGUAUCCUUUACAUUUAUGUAAUCCUUAUACACUAACAGAAUGAUGGGUUUAGUUGUACGUUUUGAUUAAGUUUUUUUAACAAUAUAAUUUUGUCUAUCAAACACAUUAAAAUUUUAUGGCUUUAUUACCAUCACUCAACAUAUUUCCCCUUAAUUAAGGAAAAAUUAGGAAUUAUUAAAAAACAUAUACAGCAGUUUAUUCAAACAGAAACAGUUCCAAACGAGCAGUUGCGCUGGGAAACAACACAAAUUUAAUGCAGAAUAGUGAAAAACAGUAAGGCAUAAAGUUUAGAGAAUCCCAACCCCUAUAGAGGAGAAAUAAAGAAACAAAACAGAUACACACACGUUAGUUUAUUUGCAUAAAGGUUUUUCUUCAACGUCAGGAAGAAACAAAACUAUCAAAAACAAACGGAACAGCAACUAAAAUUGUUGUGCAGAAGAAAGAUCAAAUAAAGUGGAAGUACUAAAACACACAA
Molecule: messenger RNA, 4959 nt
Organism: Uranotaenia lowii
Lineage: Eukaryota; Metazoa; Arthropoda; Insecta; Diptera; Culicidae
Gene: Dlic
Product: cytoplasmic dynein 1 light intermediate chain 2
Exons: 8
Coding region: 722-2257 (511 amino acids)
Biological process (GO): microtubule cytoskeleton organization; microtubule-based movement
Cellular component (GO): cytoplasmic dynein complex; centrosome
Molecular function (GO): dynein heavy chain binding
Source: RefSeq, a predicted model, not a curated record